Helobdella robusta is the source of this 750-nucleotide messenger RNA. RefSeq lists its product as hypothetical. NCBI's taxonomy places the organism in Eukaryota, Metazoa, Annelida, Clitellata, Rhynchobdellida, Glossiphoniidae. The record is from RefSeq and is a predicted model, not a curated record. The coding region runs from base 1 to 750 and encodes 249 amino acids. The transcript is spliced from 2 exons.
AUGUUCCUCAACAUUUCUUGUCAAGUUGAAGUUGAAUCAAGAAUAGAAUUAUACCAAACUGAUACUCUGUCUGUCCAUACAACUUCUCGAACUAGCGGAGAUAGAUAUAGUGACUAUUAUUUGCUCUCUGAUAGUUAUAGAAGUGAACCUCAGAUUAACGAUGUUGAUGAAACUACACCAGCUAGUCAAGAGGGACACCAGCUCUCUGAUAGUGACGAGAUUGAACCUCAGAUUAUCGAUGUUGAUGAAAUUACACCAGCUAGUCAAGAGGGACACCAGCUCUCUGAUAGUGACAAAAUUGAACCUCAGAUUAACGAUGUUGAUGAAGUUACACCAGCUAGUCAAGAGGAACAUCAGCUCUAUGAUAGUGAACUUCAGAUUAACGAGAUGUUUCAAAUUGAGACGUGGCUAAAAAAAGGACAAAGACGUACAAAUGAAGAUAGAAGACGUAAAGGGGAGAAUAAGAGACGUAAGGAGGAAGAUGAAAAACGUAUAGAGGAAGAUAAAAAAUUUAAAGGAGAAGAUGAAAGACGCAAAGAAGAAGAUGAGAGACGCAAAGAGGAAGAUGAGAGACGCGAAGAGGAAAAUGAAAGACGUAGAGAGGAAGAUGAGAAACGUAGAGAGGAAGAUGAAAAACGUAAAAUGGAAGAUAAAAAACGUAAAGAAGAAGAUGAAAGACGUAUAGUGGAAAACGAAGAACGUAAAGAGGAAGAUAGACUACUAUGGUCGAUGCUUGGACAUAAUUAUUAA